Messenger RNA from Hyla sarda, 653 nucleotides. It is a transcript of the gene CFAP144, whose product is annotated as cilia and flagella associated protein 144. The coding region runs from base 143 to 568 and encodes 141 amino acids. The record is from RefSeq and is a predicted model, not a curated record. NCBI's taxonomy places the organism in Eukaryota, Metazoa, Chordata, Amphibia, Anura, Hylidae. The transcript has 4 exons. Gene Ontology annotation, cellular component: ciliary base.
CAUAGGGAGGACAGGACGCGGAGGGGCCUCGGUGUCCAUGGUAACCGCACACACCGGCGCAGGCUCGGCCUAGACAGUCUGCAGGGGCCUCAUUCGUUUCCUUGGAAACAGGACGCACAAUUCCAGCAGCGGUAACCGGAGGAUGAUGGCGGCGGCGGCAACGGGGCAGCAGCGGGAGAAAGCUCCGAGGGACGAGGUGUCUCUGAACGCCAUCCACCGGGAGACGAUCCGCAAGGAGAACCGCACCCAGAGGCUGAUCACCGAGUUCAGCAUCAACCCCAAUCAUAGGAUGCACGCGGUGACUGGGAAGCCGAUGGCGUGGCAUGAGAACCAGAACGAGACCGCCGAUGAAAACUUUCUGACUAUAAUUCAUCACGCGGCUUUGGAACCAACCAAAAAAUACAGCGAGCCGCAAACCACGAACCAAGAGAUCGGAUGGAUCACCCGGCCCCUGAUCAGCAUGGACCGGACAGACGGACGGCUGCAUCAUCAUCGCCAGAAGACGGAGAUCACAGCGUAUAUGGAGUCGGCCUGGAAGCUGAAAGAGCAGAGCGUCAACCUACAGUGAGGAGUGAUGGAAAUAACCUGCACUCCAUGAGGCUGGAAUGGCUGAGACUUGUAGUCCCCAUCACUGACAAGGCAGCAAUGUGACU